This is a messenger RNA of Paramecium primaurelia, 923 nucleotides long. NCBI's taxonomy places the organism in Eukaryota, Ciliophora, Oligohymenophorea, Peniculida, Parameciidae. The record is from the annotation of a GenBank genome assembly.
AUGCAACCGAGGUUUUAGAAUUGUACUGUUAAAAUUAAAUGCAAAUUUGAGAUUUUAAUUGAAUUUAUUAUGAUUCUAAAUUUAGAUAUCAUAAAAGAAGAAAUUAAUGAGUAAGAUGAAUAAAAGUCUUUUGAUAAAAUCCAAUAUCCUUUAUUACAAGAUGAUAACAAAUUUGAAAAUGAAUAAUUUAUUCCAGAUGAAAUAAUAGAAGAAGACGAUAAAAAUAGGGAAUCAAAUAAAGAAAAUAUGUAAUAGAUGGCAUCUAUGGUAUUCAUUGGCUUAGGAGGAUUUUACACAGAUUAAGCUAUUGAUUUUUAGGAAACAAAGCCUUAAAAUUAUUAAUAUAGAAGACUUACAAUAUAUUCUAAUUUUACAUAGAUUUUUAGAACAAGUGAAGUCGAAUUAGACAAUUUAGAAAAUUAGAAUAGAAAUUUAUUUGAAAACUUUUCAACUUUUGCAGCAUGUUCUAUACUCAUAUACUAAACAAUUAAUAAUGCUAUGAUACCUGCUUGGAUUAUGACAAUACCAUUAGAUAAAGUAUUGAAUAUAUAUAUAUAUAUAAAAUAUAGUAUUUGAGAAUAACUUGGAGAUUUUGGAUUUAGAGUAUGUUUUUAAUUCCUGUAAUGAUGUAUGAAUAAAGAACUGGAAGUUAAUAAGUUAAAUCGUAAUACGAAUUUAGAUAUAUUUUUUAAUGGGAAAAUAUGAGAUAACUUUAUUAUGCAAGUAUAAGUCCAACGAUAGCUUCCACAAUAUUUUUAUUUUGUUUUGAUUAUAAUUAUAUUGCCACUAUUUUUAUAUUGGGAUCAUAAACAAAUUUUUGGUUAUCAGCUGUACGUGUAUAAAGUUAGAAUCAUAUUUUAGAAAAAAGAGGGUAGAUAUUUAGUUUUUUUGGGUAUAAAUUGAAAUAAUAAGAUUUUUGUUGA